Molecule: messenger RNA, 5727 nt
Organism: Ostrea edulis (European flat oyster)
Lineage: Eukaryota; Metazoa; Mollusca; Bivalvia; Ostreida; Ostreidae
Product: E3 ubiquitin-protein ligase RNF14-like
Exons: 8
Coding region: 441-1811 (456 amino acids)
Biological process (GO): ubiquitin-dependent protein catabolic process; positive regulation of proteasomal ubiquitin-dependent protein catabolic process; protein polyubiquitination
Cellular component (GO): cytoplasm; ubiquitin ligase complex
Molecular function (GO): ubiquitin protein ligase activity; zinc ion binding; ubiquitin conjugating enzyme binding
Source: RefSeq, a predicted model, not a curated record
UAAUUUACUGGUCAUUUCGGGCGACGAAACGUUCUUUUUUCUCUCUUUAUUUUUUUUUUUUUAAAGAAAUGCGAAUUUUACUGAAAUAAUAAAAUCUUCAUUUUUGUUCUGUUUCUUUUACUUGUCAUUGAGAGAACUUCUUCCGGAAUCUAGACUGUCCAUAUUUUGUGUUUUAUAAAAUUCUAGUUACUUCAGCGUUUCAAAAGUUGAAUAAUUAUUGCAGUAGUGUGGCGACAUCGGACAGUAAACGUCGAGAACCCAAUUUCAUAUCGUAAAAUUUUAAGAAUACAACGUAAAUCUAAUCACUACUGUAAAUAGAAGGCAUCGUAGAACCAUCAGAACUCAUAUUACUAAGAUGGGUCAUAUUAGCUCUUUGUUUUUGUGAAAGAAACAAGAAAAAACAAAAACCUCCACACUGAAAUUUUGAUGGAUUGCCAGUUAUGCAGAAAUACUGGAAUAGUUGGCUUGUGAUGACAGAAAACAAAGAACACCAGGAAGACGAACUUCUUGCACUCUCCAGUAUAUAUGAUGAGACAGUAAUUUCACUUGUCCAGGAUGCCUCUGAUUGUGGUGGCCAAUUCUCUGCCAGUUUACACCUUCCAGAAAGCUUUCGAGUGGCUGUGAUCAAUGAAAAAAAUAAUGAUGAAAUCAAAGCUGAAGAAUUCCAUAGAGUGAAGCAUUUACCUCCCCUGAUAUUGGCCUUUCAGUUACCACCUGACUACCCCUCUGAUAGUCCACCUCAAUUUACAUUGUCCUGCAAGUGGCUCAAUAGAAAACAGCUGUCUUUACUGUGUUCAAAGCUUGAUGAACUAUGGCAGGAAAACGAGGGAUCUGUUGUUCUGUAUACUUGGACAAGCUUCCUGUUGGACGAUUCCUUCAGUUUCUUAGGACUAGAAAACCCAUUGAUUAUUUCUUAUGAGACAAGCAGACGCAACUCUUCUUUAGACUCGCGAGCCAUUCAAGACAUUGCCUCUUAUGACCGUCUGCUUCCUGUGUUACUGGAAUACAACAAACAAGCUCUAGAGCUUGAUUUUCAUAAAUCCAUUUUUUCUUGCCAUGUUUGUUUUGGAGAGAAGUUUGGUUCCCAGUGUAUAAAAUUUUUUGAUUGUGGGCAUGUUUUCUGCAAAAUUUGUAUGAGGGACUACUUCACAGUGCAGAUCAGCGAGGGCAAUGUCAAAGGCCUAAACUGUCCUGAUGAAAAGUGCGAGUCUCAAGCCCACCCAUGUCAGGUACAAGAGCUGGUCACUCAGGAGAUGUUUUCAAAGUAUGACCGGAUGUUGUUGAUGACCAGCUUAGACCAAAUGAUGGACGUUGUAUACUGCCCUCGUCCCUCUUGUCAAUACCCUGUGUCUGUGGACAAGGAGAGUAACUUUGGCAACUGCCCUUCCUGUAGAUAUGUCUUCUGCGUUCUCUGCCAGCUAGUGUAUCAUGGGUUAUCUCCCUGUAAAGUCAAAUCAAAUGGAUUGCAAAAACUGAGAGAUGAGUACGUAAAUGCCGAUGAGGAAACCAAAAUAAUGUUAGAGAAGCGCUAUGGCAAGCAGACCAUACAAGUAGCUGUGGCAGAAUGUCUGUCCAAGGAAUGGUUGGAUGAAUUCUCCAAAUCAUGCCCAAGCUGUGGAGCCAACAUUCAGAAAAUUGAUGGAUGUAACAAAAUGACAUGCAUGAAGUGCCGAGCGUAUUUUUGCUGGUUGUGUGAGCAAUUCCUGCCACGAAAUAAUCCAUAUAAACACUACAACACAGAAGAUAGCCCCUGUAGAAACAAACUGUUUGAGGGCAUGGACGAAGACGGGAAUGACUUAAUGUGGUUUUGAAUCCAGUGUGUCAAGUAAUGGAUCCAUAUUGAUGUGUGUGUUAAGGGAAUUCCACCCCUCUGGAAUUAUAGGUUCAAUCUUAUAUUUGAUUGUUGAUUCUUCAAAUAAUAUAUCUUAGUAACAAAUAAAAAUGAUAGAAUAAGUAUGUUGCAGUAUUAAUAAAAAAAAUUAUCGAUUAGGCCACAUAAAAUUAAUUCUCUGGUUCUCAGGCCAAUUUUCUCAAAAACAGAUGAGGGAGGGAGGCUUUUUUUUUUUCUUUUUAUUCGUACCAAAACAGAUGAGGGAGGCUUUUUUUUAUUUGCCAACUUGACAUAAAACAUAUAACAUCAAGCAAAUUCUUUAUUGUACCGUCACUAUACAUAUGAAACAAAUUUAACACAUGCUAUCUUAACAAAUUGUCUUGUGUGGUCAAAAUAAUAAAGCAUAUGUACUACAGUUAAGUUGCAUAGUGUUUUUUCCCUUCAUUUUCUCUGCUUUCUGCUUUAAAUACUCAAUAUACUUGUGAAAGCUGUCUGAUAAUGUUUGAGCAGCAGUCCUGAUAGGUGCCCACAUCACUUUGGAAAUCCAUGUUUUCUCUAGACAAGCAUCUAAAUGGCAAGCUAACGACAACAGGGUUGAUUGACUCAACUCACCCCUCUUAUGUUUAUGGUUUUCGGGUACAUUGUAACCAAACAGAUUUUCAAAAAGAACUGGAAGAGCAAAACACCGAUCUCUGAGGGUAUCAACAAAUGGGUCUAUUGUCCAAAUACAGUUAGUUAAGCAUUUAUGAAAUCUUUACCUUCAUCUAUUGUCAUUGGUGUAAAACCCAAGCCUGCGUUUCCCAAGAAAUAUAAAAUUUUGUUGUAAACAAUUCGCUUAUUGUUUGUAAUUUUGGCAUCUUCAGAGAAUGGCUCUGGAAGGCAAAGUUUACGUGCGUUAAAAACCAACACGUCGUUGAUAUUUCUGGUGGCUCUUCCCGGUUCUUGACAAUCCUUGGCAUUAUUAUUAUGAUCAUUGGCACUAUCAUUGUCGAAAUGUGCAGAAACAUCGGCGGGCUUGGUUUCACACACCGUAUAUCUCACAAAGUGGCCGAAAACAGGUAUCGUUGACGAUACUUUAUUUGUAAUGAUUGCAGAGUCUAAUUCGUUCUUGUUCUUACCGACACUAACGGAGACAGCGGCAUUUUUUAAUUUCUCAGGAAACGUCCAGCUUCCCAAAUCGAACUUCAUUGCUUUCACACCCUCAUAAAGAUCUAGGAAGGUACAUCCCUCCGAAUAUCCCUCUAUAAUUGUCCAUGGUAGAAUGAACACUGCUCCUUGUCGAAUACUUAUUGACACAAUAGACAUUCUCAAAAUAAUGCUGCAACCACGUUGUUAUACAUCGGAAGUCUUUAUUGCGCACGACAAACGAAGAUUUCCGGUAUUCGGUAUUCUCUGCUAAAUACAGCUAUUCGUAUACUGAGACAGGAGGAGCUCCGAAUAAUGCGGAAGUUUUGAAAAAUUGAAUGCGGAUUUUUUUUUUCCGGAUACGUCGCCGCAUUACCUACUUUUUAUUUUAUUAAAAAUGCAAUAAAAUUUGCAAUGCGGGCACCUCAAAACAGAUGCGCGCGGGCCUGAGAACUGUAAUUUCAAUUUUAUGUGGCCUUAGCACAAUAUACCUGUUAUCAAAGUCAGAAAAUUGCAAUUUUCCUUAAACAGCAUUAUCAAUAUUUCACAAAAACUGGUUGUAACGAUGUAAUAGUAUUCAUAACAAUUUCAAGAAAUGUUUUCUGUUAAAAGUGUACAAAAUGUUUGUGAAAAAUAAAGGAAAUCUAUCGCAUAAUGGACUUGAUAAAUAAUUUUAUGAAAACAGAGUUAUUGCCCUUGGAUUCAAUAUUUUGAAACAUAUAAUUGAUUAUUCAUGUAUAACUUGAGACUUUCAGGGUUUGACAUUUAGGGACGUCCGACCGACCAAGUCGACUAAAUGAUGGGUCCGGUCGGGUAAAAUGUCAAUUCAUUAGUCCAACUGGUUGUGUAGAAAAAUAAACAAGAAACUUUAAACCAUAAGAUAUUUUACUCAAGAGUUUGCGAGCAAUUUUGCACCGUGUGAUGACACUAUCUUUAUUUUUAGUUCUAAUAAAUAAGUCACGGUUGGAAGUGAUGUUUUACGACAUCUGCUCGAUGAUGUGUGUAAAGUUAUGUUUUGGAUAAAUAGAUAAUGAUUGGAUUCAUUUUCAUUUUUUCAAAAAAACUAGUUUUUAUACCCCCCGAACGAAGUUCUGGGGGGUAUAUAGGAAUCACUCUGUCUGUCCGUCCGUCCGUCCGUCCGUCCGUCUGUCCGUCUGUGCAGAUUCGUGUCCGGGCCAUAACUUCUUUGUUCUUUGACAUAGGCAUACCAUAUUUGGCACACAGGUAGAUCACCAUGAGACGAUGUGUCAUGUACCUUCAUGACCUCUAUAUGACCUUGACCCUUGACCUCAAGGUCAAAAUUAAAGGUUUUUUACAAUGGAUUCGUGUCCGGGCCAUAACUUCUUUGUUCUUUGACAUAGGCAUACCAUAUUUGACACAUGAGUGUAUCACCAGGAGACGAUGUGUCAUGUACCUUCAUGACCUCCAUAUGACCUUGACCUCAAGGUCAAAAUUAAAGGUUUUUACAAUGGAUUCAUGUCCGGGCCAUGACCUCUUUGUUCUUUGACAUAGGCAUAUCAUAUUUGACACAUGAGUGUAUCACCAUGAGACAAUGUGUCGAGUACCUUCAUGACCUCUAUAUGACCUUGAACUUUGACCUCAAGGUCAAAAUUGAUUAUAGGGUUUUGACAUAGUCAUACCAUAAGACAUGAGUGUAUCACCAUGAGACUAUGUGUCAUGUACAUUCAUGACCUCUUUAUGACCUUGACCUUUGAUCUCAAGGUCAAAAUUAUAGGUUUAUGCCAUGGAUUUGUGUUUGGACUAUAUCUUCCAUUUUCUUCUACAAAUGCAUACCAUAUUUUUACACUCAGGAAAGAGGUAAUUUAUACCUAUUAACAACACCCUUUGGGAGAUUGGGGUAAGCGGGGGGUAUUCUUAGUGAGCAUUGCUCACAGUACAUCUUGUUUUUAUAGGAAUUAAAUAUAAGAAAGUGUUUAUCAAAUCAAUAAAUUACGUCGUAAGCAGCCAUUUUGCGGUGUUGACAUAUGUGGGAAUGACUCUAUUCUAUACGCAAAUAUGACUUCUUAGUAUUUAAAUAUGGAGAAACUAUCAGUUUUUUCUGUAAAAUUGGUCAGGGCUAGUGGAUGUAAGGUCAGGUCUAGUAAAAUCAUUUGAAGUAGCCCGAAUGGUCUAGUGCUCAAAAAAGUAAAUGUCAAACCCUGACUUUUGAAAUAUUUUAUUGUUAACAAGAUUUUUACAAUAACUAUUGAAAAAGACUCCAGCAAAAUUUAUGUUCCUGUCAUGCAUAAAUCUUAUCAAAUCAUUGAAUUUGCAAAAUCUUAUGACAUCACAGGAGGGUGGAAAUACCUUAAGAAGUAAUGAAUUUUUGUUUCUGAUUUGUUUGAAAUUAAUUGCUGCCAAAGUUAUUAAUUUUGGAAUUAAUUUGGGUAAACCAAAAUUGAUAUUGUUUAUUGCAAGAUUUUUGACAGGCUUUUGUCAGUGUAGUAAUUAAUAUAGUAUUUAAUCAGCUAUCCAUUAGAAUCUAUCAAAAUCAAAUUUCAUAUUUGAAAUACUAUCUUUUGGUGAUAGAUCAUAGAGUUAUCUAAGCACUAGGGGCAGAGAGUUCCAUAUACCUUGUUGGAAUUGGGGGAAAAUAGAAUCCUUUUAAUGAUAGUAGUAAUAGAUGUCUAUCUGUGAUUUACAAUUUCUGUGUGAUAUUUUUUGUUAUUAUUUUGUUAUCCAUGAAUGAAUAUAUGUUAUUUAUAUUAAAUAAAGAAUGUUUGCAAUAUUUGUAUAUAUCUCUCUAUGGAAUUAAAAUUAUAUAAGGUAAA